GCUGUGGCUCGUCGGGGCGGCCGGUGGAGGCGGCUCCCGGGCCCAGCAUGCGCGGGGGCCCCCGCGGCCACCAUGUACGUGGGCUAUGUGCUGGACAAGGAUUCCCCCGUGUACCCCGGUCCCGCCAGGCCUGCAAGUCUCGGCCUGGGGGCGCAAGCCUACGGUCCCCCGCCCCCUGCGCCCCCACAGUACCCCGACUUCACCGGCUACUCGCACGUGGAACCGGCCCCCGCGCCCCCGGCGGCCUGGAGCGCACCCUUCCCGGCUCCCAAGGACGAUUGGGCAGUCGCCUAUGGCCCGGGCCCCGCGGCCCCGGCCGCCAGCCCAGCGCCACUGGCGUUUGGGCCACCUCCGGACUUCAGCCCGAUGCCUGCGCCCUCUGGGUCUGGCCCGGGCCUCCUAGUACAGCCUCUUGGCAGCCCGGGCGCACCAGCCUCGCCGGGAGCGCAAAGGCGGACACCUUACGAAUGGAUGCGGCGCAGCGUGGCACCAGCGGGAGGUGGCGGUGGCAGUGUGAUCAAUCUGUUCCUUUCACCCCAUUACAACCCCAAGCAGAGCUUCAUACCACCACCACCCACCACCACCCCCAAGGACCAAACUGAGGGAGGCAGUUCUCCUUCGCCUCCUUCGCCACGCACCUACUACGUGCCAGGCACGGUGCUAGGCACUGACUGCAUGGUGAAGAUCUGGUUCCAAAAUCGGCGGGCAAAAGAGCGUAAAGUGAACAAGAAGAAGCAGCAGCAGCAGCAGCAGCAGCAGCAACUCCCACAGCCACUGCCCACUGGACCACCGCUGGGAGGCCUGUGCUCCAGUUCCGCCAGCCUCCUGGGGCCAUCGUCCCCGCUGCCUGUCAAGGAAGAGUACCUGGCGUAG
This is a messenger RNA of Condylura cristata (star-nosed mole), 873 nucleotides long. It is a transcript of the gene CDX1, whose product is annotated as caudal type homeobox 1. Gene Ontology annotation, biological process: cell differentiation; embryo development; anterior/posterior axis specification. Gene Ontology annotation, molecular function: RNA polymerase II transcription regulatory region sequence-specific DNA binding; DNA-binding transcription factor activity. The transcript is spliced from 4 exons. The coding region runs from base 73 to 873 and encodes 266 amino acids. Lineage: Eukaryota; Metazoa; Chordata; Mammalia; Eulipotyphla; Talpidae. The record is from RefSeq and is a predicted model, not a curated record. Gene Ontology annotation, cellular component: nucleus.